AUGUCUUCCAUCGUCAACAAGGUCAAGGGCGCCUUGUCCAAGAACGACGACAAGACCGUCACCGAUACCACGCACACCUCAUCUGCAGCCAACCCUUCUCAGCCUCGCACCAAAGACACCCACGCGGCCGGCGACAACCGGGGCGUUCAGAGCGGUGGUUCUACCACCGACGGACCCCACGGGACAGCAACCACGGGAAACACGACGUCCCACACGGGCACCCACGGCACAACCGGUACUCAUGGCCUAGCUGGCACGACUGGUACCCAUGGCACGACUGGCCUUCAUGACACGACCGGCACCCAUGGUGCAACUGGUAUAACUGGUACCCAGGGCACGACCGGAACACAUGGCACAACCGGUACCCAUGGCACGACCGCAAUUCCUGACACAACUGGCACCCAUGGCACCCACAGCACAACUGGUACCCAUGGCACAACCGGUGCCCUUGGCGGAGUUGGCACUCAUGGCACCCACGAGCCACACCAAACAACUGGCCCGACCACCACUGCGGGACAUGGCAACGCAGUCGCUGACAAGCUCGACCCCCGUGUCGAUUCCUCCACGACGCGGGAUCAUUCUAGCCACACGUCCCACCACGGCACCGCCGCCGGCGCUGGUCUCGCCGCGGGAGCAACAGGCGCGGCCGCUGGGCACCAUGCCAGCCACGGCGUUCACGGCACCACCGAGGCCAACCGCGGCUUUGAUGGGCCUGCGAGCAAGACGGACGGACCCCACUCCAGCAAUUUGGCCAACAAGGCGGACCCGCGAGUGGACUCCGAUCGCGACCACUCGAAGAACAUGGGUGCGAAUCCCCAAGGUUCUGCCACCACCGGUAACACGAGCUCCACGACGCAUGGCACAUCCGGCAAUACUGGCGGUGGUGCCUUCUUUAGCGGAACUGGAGCCGAUACCACGCAUGGAAUCACGCAGAGCGGAACGCACAGCACUCACGGCCACAACACCCAUGGAGCUCCUGAGGGAACAUACGGGACUCACGAUAGCCGUUUGGCAAAUGCCGCCGAUCCCAGAAUCGAUUCGGACAGAGACGGUAGCCGCAAUGCCGGCGCCGCCCAUUCGGGGACGCACACUGGCACUCACACUACUACUGGCGCGCACACGGCUGGGACUCAUGGCCACAACACCCGAGGAGCCCCUGAGGGAACUUACGGAACGCACGAUAGUCGUUUGGCGAAUGCUGCCGAUCCUAGGAUCGACUCGGACAGAGACGGUAGCCGCAAUGCUGGCGCCGCCAAGGGGACACACACUGCUGGCACGCAUGUCCCGGGUACAGGUCCAGCUCCGAACACAGCAGGACCGCACAAGUCGGACCUCCUCAACAAGGUUGACCCGAGGGUUGAUAGCGAUUUGGAUGGAUCCAAGACAAUUGGUGGAAACAAGACUUUUUCGCAGUCACACAGAAACCACGCCAUUGCCCACAAGGACCCCACAGAUGCGGCGCAAGUACCACCUUCAGUGCUCCGCCAGCAUGUUGGAGACGUUGCGGUGCAUCAUGAUGAUCCCAAACAUGAUCGUGAGAGGCGACAUAGUGUUUCGCAUCAAGAACAGCACAGGGGGCUGUAA
This is a messenger RNA of Hirsutella rhossiliensis, 1584 nucleotides long. RefSeq names its product cell surface protein. The transcript is spliced from 5 exons. NCBI's taxonomy places the organism in Eukaryota, Fungi, Ascomycota, Sordariomycetes, Hypocreales, Ophiocordycipitaceae. The record is from RefSeq and is a predicted model, not a curated record. The coding region runs from base 1 to 1584 and encodes 527 amino acids.